GAGCAAGGCGUGGCUCCUUGUCGUCACUGUUUGCGCCUCCACCUGGAACAGCACCUGGAGGAGGACUCAUCUCCGCUUCCGCCUCAACCGCUUCAGUAAUGGGAGGAAGUUCUACAGCUGCGUCUCAGAGCUUGCCGAGACGUCGAUCGACUGGACAAACGUCCAGAGGAGGGGCAAACAGUAACGAUCAAGUAGAGCAACGAGGAAAAAAUCGAGCAGUCUUCGCACCACAUCUUGGCGGUGGAGCAAACCCUUCAUCUAAAGAUCCUUCUCCUCGUAAAGGCAGCACUGGUACAACUAUGGCUGACGAUUCUCAGAGUCUGGGUAAAAGGACUCGUCUAGGCAGUCAGGUGAACAACAUCGCAAGCGGAAGAGGAAGCGACAGUGGGGCUGCAUAUUAUACCAAUACCUCACCACCACCACCACUACAAGGAGGAGGAGGGCGUGCCACGACUUCUGCUGGGAGCCCUGCAUCUUCGGAACAAGAUGCAGCUGCACAACAAGGGGAGAACAUUGGUGAUCAGCAUACUGGAGGAAACAAAAACAAGUCAUCUGCAGCUACAGCACAACAACAGAAUGCUAAAAAUCAUGUUCGUCCCAAGAACAGCACCUCGCAAGUGGAUAUUGAGUCGCAUUAUCGAGUGGAGGCAAGUUCUCCCGAUGAAGAAGCUUUACUGCAUGGUAUUUCAGAACUCGGGUACAAGAUUUUAGAACGCAGUGGCUCUGAGCUAGGUGUUUUGGAAAACGGCGUGUACAGAAGAUGGGAGAUUUUAGGCGUGCACGAAUUCAACUCGGAUCGUCGACGCAUGGGCAUUGUGCUGAAAGAACAAGUUCUAGCCACCAACAUGAUGUUCAAUACGCCAACGGCAUCUACUUCGACACCAUAUGCGGUUGGGGGAGGUGGAGGAGGGCAUCUUCCGAUGCAGCAAAAUCGACAUACUUACGGAGCAAAUGCAACGACCUACAAUGCUGCAAGGGGUGGAGCAACUUGUAGGCCUUCUUCACCGGCAGCUUCAGGUGGCCAACUGACGCCACGGCCACCUGGCAGUCGAGGUUCCGGAUCACCGACGAUGUCUCCUACUGUCGGUCUCAGUCGAAACACUUCCAAAGAAGGCAGCGCGUCACAGAUUCACCAGGUUGGCGCAAUUAUGUGUGCUCCGUCACCUAGUGCCUCUUUGACCAGUAUACCACCGCCUGGAGGCAUGAUUGGCAGCAACACACUGAAAGUUGAAAGACUCGCUAGUCCGCGAAUGACUCCUGUUUCCAUAGUGUCUAACGACUCUGGAUCCUCGACACAAGCCUCUGGAGCAGGUCUCAUAACGAAAAUAAAUCAUCACCAAGACCAACCGCCUCCUCCACCAUCAACGCCACCACAUCAAGAACAGCAUCAUGGACCAUCAUCAUUUGGAGGACCUUCGUCGAUGUCGAUCGGUUCUACUAAAACAAAUACAGCAGGAGGAGCCUCGUCUGUGAAGAGACAUCAGAGUCGUCAAGGAACGAAUGUGUCAGAACAAUCGACUGGAAGUUACCAGAGCAGUUCGUUGGGUGCGAGCGGUUACACCAACGCAGCGCAGAUGACCACGGCUUCGCUGAACACAACAAUUGGCAUGCAUACGACGACUAGUGGUCUUCUGUCUCAUCCUGGAGGUUUGAUGCAUCAACAUCACCCAUACUAUCCCAGCGAACGUUUUGUGCUCUUCAUCAAGGGCGCAGAUAGUGUCAUGUUAGAGCGCUGUAAGUCGCACAGCUCGGCUUUUCACCAGAACAUACUGGACUUCUCGUGUAGCGGGUUGCGAACUUUGGUUAUGGGUCGUAGAUAUCUCACACGACAGGAAGCCAGCGAGUAUGUAGCACGCAUGAAGAAAGCGAAGACAGCGUUAGAGAACCGUGAUGAAGAGGUAGACGCUGUCGCAGACUGGAUCGAACGAGACAUCGAAAUUUUAGGCAUCGCAGGGUUGGAGGACCGAUUGCAGGUAGGGGUACCGGAAACUGUGGAGUUGCUGCGACACGGAGGCAUCAAACUGUGGAUGCUCACCGGGGAUAAGCAGGAAACGGCCGUGAAUGUUGCCAAAUCUGUGGCUUUGAUUCCGUGGGAAGCCGAAGUCUUUUUCGUCAACGUUGUGAAACAAAGAUCGACGUCGAAAACCGAGUCUGGUGGAGCAUCGCUAGGAGGCGUUCGUGGGCAACAAUCGCAUGAGCACGAAACCAGCAUGAUUGGUGAAAACAAAGACAACACGGUCGAUAGUAGUAAACAACUGGUCACUACAUCUUCACGUGGUGCAAGUGCAACCCAAACACGGAGACAAAGCUCGAAGUCAAAUACUUUGAGUAUGACAGCUACGUUGAUGAGUGCAACUGGAACUGGAGGCACUGGCACAACUGACAACAAAAAGACAGGACUUCAGCAUCAGUUGUCUUUUGGUGACGACGAAACGACGAAAUCGAAUUCUUUGCGUGGUUUGAACGGCUUUGGAGGGCGUCGUGGAAGUGCAACUAGCAGACGUGGGUCCUUAGACCGUGCAC
Molecule: messenger RNA, 2523 nt
Organism: Amoebophrya sp. A25
Lineage: Eukaryota; Dinophyceae; Syndiniales; Amoebophryaceae
Source: the annotation of a GenBank genome assembly